Setaria italica (foxtail millet) is the source of this 787-nucleotide messenger RNA. RefSeq names its product clathrin heavy chain 1-like. The transcript is spliced from 5 exons. The record is from RefSeq and is a predicted model, not a curated record. Gene Ontology annotation, biological process: vesicle-mediated transport; intracellular protein transport. NCBI's taxonomy places the organism in Eukaryota, Viridiplantae, Streptophyta, Magnoliopsida, Poales, Poaceae. The coding region runs from base 1 to 633 and encodes 210 amino acids.
AUGAAAACAUGUGUUAUAGACGUGAAUGACCUCCGGACGCGUUUUCAUCCAGGAAAACGUGUGCUACAGGUCGCGGGAGCUCGAGAUAGGAGGAUUGCUGCCUACAUUUACAAGAAGGCUGGCAGAUGGAAGCAGUCCAUUGCUCUAUCAAAGAAAGACAGCAUGUACAAGGAUUGCAUGGAGACAUGCUCGCAGUCUGGUGACCGUGAACUGUCGGAGGACUUACUUGUCUAUUUCAUUGAGCAGGGGAAGAAAGAAUGCUUUGCUUCUUGCCUCUUCAUUUGCUAUGACUUGAUACGACCAGAUGUUGCCCUUGAGCUUGCAUGGAUGAACAACAUGAUAGACUUUGCUUUCCCAUAUCUGUUGCAGUUCAUUCGCGAAUACAGCAGCAAGGUUGAUGAUUUAGUUAAGGACAAAAUUGAGUCGCAAAAUGAGGAAAGAGCGAAAGAGAAAGAGGAGAAAGAUCUUGUUGCUCAGCAGAACAUGUACGCACAGCUGCUUCCUCUCGCUUUGCCCGCUCCGCCGAUGCCAGGCAUGGGCGGUCCUCCACCUCCGAUGGGUGGAAUGGGCAUGCCUCCGAUGGGCCCUGGUCCGAUGCCAGCAUUUGGGAUGCCACCAAUGGGAAGCUACUAGGUUGGUUUUGCAGAGCGAUUAGAUGAUGAUUCGGAUUUUUCCAGUGUAAGCAGAAGUUGAACUAUGGGGUUGUAGAUGAUCACAGUUUGGAAUUAAUAUUCUUUAUGGUACCAGGAAAUUUUGGCGAGUGAAAUCUCUCGUUUGAGAAAUGCUA